Molecule: messenger RNA, 1172 nt
Organism: Echinops telfairi (small Madagascar hedgehog)
Lineage: Eukaryota; Metazoa; Chordata; Mammalia; Afrosoricida; Tenrecidae
Product: glutathione S-transferase theta-2-like
Exons: 7
Coding region: 379-1113 (244 amino acids)
Biological process (GO): glutathione metabolic process
Cellular component (GO): cytoplasm
Molecular function (GO): glutathione transferase activity
Source: RefSeq, a predicted model, not a curated record
CGGCUGGAGCAAGGGGGCCUACGCUGAGCAUCUCGCGCCUGCGAAACGACCUUCGUCUGGGGCCGGCUCCCCACCGCCUGCAGGCCCACUCUCUGGACAGGAUCCAUCUCCUCAUUCCCUUUUCUUCCAGGCUGCAUGGGUGCAGAGUCCAGGAGAAGGACGCUGAACCCUGGUAGGCAAGACGCUCGCUCCUUCCAUGUUCCACAAAUGGACCUGGGACUAGCAAGCUGAUCCUGAGAAGACCCGGAAGGUUGACAAUCGCGUCUGGCAUCCAAGUCCCCUAUCACCCAUAGGAGAGGCAGGCGACUGGUGGUUCAGAACUGCUGCCCUUGCAGUGAGCAGCCCAAAUCGGCAGCGGCCAGAACUGUAGCCUCCACCAUGGGCCUGGAGCUGUACCUGGACCUGCUGUCCCAGCCCUGCCGCGCUGUCUACAUCUUUGCCAAGAAGAACCGCAUCCCCUUCGAGCUGCACACUGUGGACCUGCUCAAAGGCCAGCAAGUCAGCAAGCAUUUCUCCAAGCUUAACAGCUUGCGGAAGGUGCCUGCCCUCAAGGAUGAUGACUUUGUCUUGACUGAAAGCACGGCCAUCCUGAUCUACCUGAGCCAAAAGUACCAGACAGAGGACCAUUGGUACCCAGCGGAGCUGCAGGCCCGGGCUCGGGUCCACGAGUACCUGGGCUGGCAUGCAGAUUUUAUCCGGGGCACCUUUGGCGUGAUGCUGUGGACGAAGGUGCUGGCACCGCUCAUUGGAACCCAGGUCCCUGAGGAAAAGGUGCGUCGCAACAGAACUGCCCUAGAGGAGGCACUGGACAAGCUGAAUGCCAGGUUCCUGGGGAACAAGCCUUUCCUCACUGGCCAACAGGUGACCCUGGCUGACAUCAUGGCGCUGGAGGAGAUGAUGCAGCCCAUAGCUCUCGGAUUGGACCUGUAUGAGGGGCGGCAGCAGCUGGCAAGCUGGCACAGGCGUGUGGAGGCCUUCCUGGGUGCAGAGCUGUGUGAGGAGGCUCACGGCCCUAUCAUGACCAUCCUGGAGCAGAUGGCCUGUAAGACCAUCCCGAUACCCCCACCUGAGGCGCACCCGCCUAUGCUGAAAAGGCUCGCCAAGAUCCCCUGAGUGGGCUGAAGGCCGACGGGGGCUGUCGGAGAAACUAGCAAUAAACACUGUGUCAAUCA